Iphiclides podalirius (scarce swallowtail) is the source of this 1701-nucleotide messenger RNA. The record is from the annotation of a GenBank genome assembly. Lineage: Eukaryota; Metazoa; Arthropoda; Insecta; Lepidoptera; Papilionidae.
AUGGCGCGAAUUUCGCCUGAUAAUAACACGUGUACGGUGAAUAUGUCGAACCACAGCGACCUCGAAUCGCUGCCAAGUUUCGAAUACGUGGGUAAUUACUAUUUGAAGGACUACAAAUAUCUGAGUCCUGAGGUUUUGCAACAGUCCGAAAAGUCGGUCAAAAGGAACGGCCGUGCGUUCGAUUUGUUGGACGGGGGCAAAUUGGCAACUUGCAAAUUGUUCGCGCGUCUGUGGUUUACGCAGGUGAUGAAGGGCUUGAAACAAUUCCUGUAUGAGGGAUCGUUACACGGAGUUAAGUACAUUUUCGAGCCGACGUUCAGCCAUAAGGAGAGAUUCAUAUGGGUUAUCAUUGUCGUGAUGAGCAUACUGAUUUGCGCGGUGAACAUCAUCCAGCUGUUCUGCAAAUGGCACUCGACGCCUUUUGUCAACGUGAUCGACUCUUUGCCCACUCCCAUAUGGGCGGUUCCGUUUCCAAUGGUAGUAGUGUGCCCACAUCUGCACGUGCAAUUAUCAUAUGCCAAUAUCUCCGAGCUUAAUGAAUUGGAACGUUUCUUCGCGUCUCUAGUUUGUCCUCACAUGUCGCACGAAAAGAGAGCUUUGGUGAAUCGUUUAAACCCGGAGGAGAAUAAAAUGAUGCAGGACUUCAUCAUAAAGGGGUCGCCAAAAUGCACGGAACUGGUCAAAUCGUGCUACUGGAAACCAACACAUGAAUCGGAGUGGUUCACCAAGGAAUGUUGUGAGAUGUUCAAGCCAAUCUUCACGGACUUCGGGCUAUGUUAUGCAUUUAACAGUCUACCGUUGAACGGAAUGAGCAACGCCACUUUGAACUGGCAGAGGACCUUCAACCAGAACGCGAAACAGGAGCCUUUGAAUUGGAGCAUGGACGGCGGAUACCCGCAGGUCUUCCCCCCGGACCCCAGCAUGAUGCCUUUGCGGGUGGUCGCAUCUGGCGAAGUGCACGGCUUGGGCGUCGAAUUGUAUCUCAACGCAAGCGAGCACCAAUUCGGAUGCGACGGAAAUAACAUGGGUUUUACUGUGCUCAUCAGUUCGCCGACCGAUCACGUAUACACCAGCACAGUUCUUCGUCUGCCGAUGAACAAGAUGACCACCAUCGAGGUGUCGCCCAUCACGUACAAAACGGACUCUGCGCUCAGGGCCCUGCCGCCGUAUUUGAGGCAGUGCUACUUCCAAGACGAGAGGAAACUGGAGUACUUCGAGAUGUACAGCGACAGCAACUGCAAGCACGACCUGUGGAUACGAGAAGUGAAGGAGAAAUGCAACUGUGUCCUUUUCAAUUGGCCGACAAAAGUGGAGGAACAGCUAACUUACGCGUAUUACGAAGACAGCCAGGAGGAGAGGAAACCGCAGCCUUACUCCGCAUCUUGCCACCCAGCCUGCAACGACAUCUUGUACUCGAGCCAAGUGUUCUACUCAGAUUUGGUCAGCAUACCAGGUCGGCCGGAGCCGAAAUGGGACACAAAGAAGGGCGAAGUGACACGGAUUAAUGUACAUUUUUAUGACGACAUAUUCUUGGGUCAGCAUCGGCAUACGCAAUAUGACGACUACUAUUUCGCUGGUGCAAUUGGUGGAUUGCUGAGUUUGUUCCUGGGCUUCAGCAUUAUAAGCGUCGCUGAAUUUGUCUACUUUGUCAUAUUGAAACCGGUCCAUGUUGCUUUAAAGGAAAUCUUCAGAAACGUCGAC